This is a messenger RNA of Cryptomeria japonica (Japanese cedar), 1371 nucleotides long. Its product is annotated as coniferyl alcohol acyltransferase-like. Gene Ontology annotation, molecular function: acyltransferase activity, transferring groups other than amino-acyl groups. Bases 1 to 1371 code for a protein of 456 amino acids. The transcript has 2 exons. Lineage: Eukaryota; Viridiplantae; Streptophyta; Pinopsida; Cupressales; Cupressaceae. The record is from RefSeq and is a predicted model, not a curated record.
AUGGAGAAAGAGAUGUUGAAGGAUUUUAGCGUGGAGAUCGUUCGAACCUCCAUCGUGCAAUCGCCUCUACCCACAAAAGAUUGCACGCUCAGAAGCUCCAACAUAGAUCUCACUGUUCCUGCCAUUAGUCCGGGGCACUUCUUUGUUUACAAAGCAGUGCAAGAUAAGACAUACCAAGAGAUGUCAAACUCGAUUAAGAAGGCGCUCUCUCAGACACUAGUAUUGUUUUAUCCAGUGGCUGGAAGGUUUAUCAUCGGCCAUAAAGGUGAGCCUGAGAUAGAGUGCAAGAAUCAAGGAGUGCCCUUCAUUGAAGCUGAAUCUGACGCUGCCAUUAAGAAUCUUGAUUUUUCUCAGCCAAGUUUUACUGCUGCUAAACUGACUCCUAAGAGGAACCCUCUUCGAGAAGAACCCUCUUGGUGUGUUCCUGUUCUAGCUGUACAGGUGACGAGGAUGAACUGUGGCGGAAUUGUAGUGGGUUGUUGUUUUGAUCACAGAAUAGUAGAUGGUAUAAGCAGCUGUAUUUUCUUUCGAGCAUGGACGGAGGCUGCUCAAGGUAUCUCGUUUCCCAUGACUACGCCUUGCUUUGAACGCUCACUCCUCAAUCCCCGCAACCCUCUCAACGCUGCUGCCAUUGAUAGGCAUUACAUGGCACUUCCUUUCUCUGCUCUUGAUCAUGCCGACCCCCCUCCACCCCAAAUUGGCCGCAUCUAUCAUUUAGAUGCUCCCAGGCUUCUCCAAUUGCAGUCUCUGGCAAACCAAACUGAAGGAAAACCCCGUGUUGGCAAACCCAUAACAAAGAUGGAAGCAGUCUCUGCUUACAUUUGGAAAGUAUUUGCUCGCGCGCAGUCUUUGAGUUCUUCAGCACCGACCAGAAUUGGCAUUCCAAUUGACGGGCGUUCAUACCUGAACCUCCCUCCAUCCUACUUCGGAAACGGGAUAGCAAUUCCUUUCAAGGAGAGUAAUGCUGAGCAGAUAUUAGAGGAGCCAUUGAGCAAGACAGCAGAAAUCGUACGCAGCGUCAUAAGUGAUUCCGCAAACAGUGAAUAUUUCAAGUCCUUCGUUGAUUGGGUGGAGGAGAAGAGACCGGCAGCGAUGUUAGCGAAAGUGUAUGCGGAGAAAGGGUCUGCCGUGGUGGUGUCGUCGGGAGUGAGGAUUCCAUUAUAUCAAUUCGACCUGGGAUGUGGGAAACCUGCGUUUUCAAGUUCGUAUUUUCCAUGGGGAGGAACAGCAGGGUAUGUGAUGUUGCAGGCGAGCCCCCUGGGAGAUGGGAAUAUGGUGGUCUAUAUGCACAUGGACGAGAAGCACUUAGAUGCCAUUGAAGCUGAUCCUGAUUUUUUGUUUGCGAGGGCCAAUCAAAUGAAUUUCUGGUAA